Messenger RNA from Oldenlandia corymbosa var. corymbosa, 2329 nucleotides. The record is from the annotation of a GenBank genome assembly. NCBI's taxonomy places the organism in Eukaryota, Viridiplantae, Streptophyta, Magnoliopsida, Gentianales, Rubiaceae.
CCCGAAUAAUACAUUUUCAAAUCUCUGGGGGCUAAUUCGUAAUCCCAUUUUUCCACCUGACCCCUUCUUCCCACGAACCAACUUCAUUUGGUCGUCAACUUAGCUGCUCAUAUACGCCGGUGGUAGAAUUUGGGGGUUUAGGCCUUAGGGUUUUCACGAAUUGAUGGCUUCGAGUUCAGACGCCGAAGAAGCCAGCGGAGAGCAUCUUCAUCUUCCAUCGCCGUCCGCUGCGGAGGCUCUCUUCAACCGCGACAUUCUUCCGGAGGAAAUAACCUUGACACUCCUAUCCAAAUUCUAAUGGCAGGUUCUCCUACGGCUGGACGUGAAAACUGUGUGCAAGUGUCAAUCCGUUUGCAAGUCCUGGAAGGAUGCCAUCGCCAACCCUUCUUUUGUCAACAUGCACCGCGAUCGAUCCAGCCAGAGGGAAUCCCUCCUCUUGACGGAGCUUGACCAAUUUUAUUUUACCUUCUCAAGAGUUGACUAUAAGGAGUUGAAUCUGGAUGGAGCUGAAGUAGAAUUGAAGCAUGUCUCCAGUAUUUCUGUUGAAGGCAUUGCUAUUGGGUAUCUUGGCUACCAUGCUUAUGCUGGUGAUCUAGUGUGUCUUGUAAGUGAACCUGAGGUGUUCCAUUUGUGCAACCCCCAGACAGGUCAGUCUCGUGCCCUGUAUGAGCCAUUUGAGUCGUAUCUCCACUGUGAAGGAAACUUGAAUAUAGGAUUUGUAUUUGGAUAUAUGAGUCCUAGAAGUGAGUAUGUAGUGGUGACUAUCAGUAGGUUUUGGAGUGAUAGUGACACUGACGAUGACGAUGAUGAUCGUGUUGCUUCAUUGUGGGCUAGCAAAUUUUGCUUUACCCAUGAUAGUAUCAACUCAGCAUGCUGGAAAGAGAUUGAGGAGAACUGUCCUUGUGCAGUUGAACAGUUUGGGGUUGUGGUUGGUAAUUCUUCGUAUUGGGUGGCUGCUGAGAAGGAUGUAUACUCUGUUACCCCUAUUGUUACUCUGGAUCUUGUGGAGGACAAAUUUCAGCUCAUUGCUGGCCCCCAAGGCUGGAAUCCAAAAUUGUUGCCUGGUUUGAUUGGUCUGAAAGAAAAGCUGUACGUGAUUGACAAUGACGCUUCGAAUUCUGGUGUAUUAGUAAUUUGGGGGCUGAACAAAUCCAAUGAACCAUAUUGGGUGAAAGAUUAUGAAGUCAAACUGGAUUUCCCGGCUGCGACUUUACCUAGGACUUCAAGUAAAGGAGUGUUGAUAGUUGAACUCAUCCAUAUGGUCAGAAAGUAUUAUAUUCUUGAUCCAGAGACGGGAAGUGUUAGACUUGUGUUUCAUGAGGAAUUCCCUUUUCGUUCCAGUUUGGGUUUCUAUUGGAGGAGUUUCUUUCCUUUGGGGAAGACCACAUCUUCCGUUGGUUUGGAUGAGCAAGAACACGAUUCAGAUCAAGAUGAUUAAUCGUACUGCACCAAAACAGAGUUCAGUGCUUUUAUCCAUUUUUCAUGUGAUGGUGUUAAUGUGAGAUUUAUUAGUAGCCUGUCUAAUCUCGGGAUACUAUAGAUAUAACUUUUUGCGUAAUUUAUGCAUAACGUGUUCGAUAUUCAGGAGAAAUUUCAGCUAAUGUAAAACUUCUCAAACAGACCCUUUGCCUUGGGUUAGGAAUUAUGUUCUACCAGCAUUUGUUAAAGGUAUAAAUGUCUCAUGGAUUAUGUCAUUAUUCUUUUUUGCUUUUAAGAUUUUUACAGGUUGCACAACUCAUCAUCAGCAAGAAUUCUUUUGGUUCUGAAGAUCUACUGAGAAUAUGUGGUGUGUAAACUAUAUGAAAUGUUUGCAAUUUCCUUUUUAGAUUGGUGAGAUGAUCAUCAUUGUUCGUUUGUUAAUAGUGCAACAAGAGAUGAAUUUAAGGAAAUCAAUCUCUGGAUGGAAAGGAGGAUGGAAUGAGUCUCUUUAUUUUGCCUUUAUGAGUUUUGACGACAUAACUGCAUAUGGAAACUUGUGGUUCCGAUCUAAAAGUGUAUUGAAUGUAAGCCUGACCAGUUCCGCUUGUGAAACCCCUAACAUCAAAUCUCCCCUGUAAGUUGGGUUGCGCCGUUGAAUAUAGGAUUCGCGUUUACCUUGUAAGCAUGAGCACGCAGCGGUGAUUAUUCCUGAUUAAGAACAAUGAUGGUGGUGUUAGAAUAUCGCUACGAGCUUGCAAAUUCUGCUACCAUGACUCUGAUAGUAUUGACUCUGCAUUUUUCGAUGCGCAUUAUCCAUUCAAAAGUUGAGGAUUUUGGUUUCUGAACUAAAUUUUCUGGUGGAAGAGCUGAAAUGUGGAUGCUACAGCUACACCACACAUGAACGUAAUUA